ACGUGACCGGUAAACUGGGAAGGGUUUCAUGUCAGUGGAGCAGGAGGGAUGUGAACUGUUAGUUUUAUCCUCUGGACACAUUUUCCUUCUUUUCUCAGUCGCGACUCUUUCUCUUCAGGCGACCAGCUUCGGCAUUUUCCGGCUCAUUUCGGAAAAUGGCGUCAAACGGCUGUUUUUUUAGGAGCUUGUUGAGUUUGUUCAUCUGCGUCACUCUGCGGAGCGAGCAAAGCAGCGGCUUGUUUGGAGAUUUCAACCGGAGACCAAACAUCGUUUUAAUCCUCACCGAUGACCUGGACAUCACUAUGGGCGGCUUGGUCGUUACUCUUAGAAUCUUUUUUUUAUUAUGAUUAAAAAACGUUCCUCCUGUUUCUCAGUUUGUCGCCAGUCCGCUCUGCUGCCCGAGUCGGGCCAGCAUCCUGACUGGGAAAUAUCCCCACAACCACCACGUCAUCAACAACACGCUGGAGGGGAACUGCAGCAGCACGGCGUGGCAGAAGAGCGAGGAGCCCCACACCUUCCCUGCUCUGCUGAAUACCCAUGGAGGCUACCAGACCUUCUUCGCAGGGAAAUACCUCAACCAGUAUGGACACUCUGGUGCUGGUGGAGUGGAGCAUGUUCCUCCAGGCUGGAGCUACUGGGUGGCACUGGAGAAGAACUCUAAAUAUUAUAACUACACUCUGUCUGUGAAUGGGAAGGCUCAGAAACAUGGAGCAGACUACAGCAGAGACUACCUGACAGAUGUGCUGGCCAACAGAUCUUUAGACUUCCUCCAGUAUAAAUCCAGCUACCAGCCGUUCUUCAUGAUGGUGUCCACGCCAGCCCCCCACUCCCCCUGGACCGCAGCUCCUCAGUACCAGAACCGCUUCAACGACACCAAGGCCCCCAGAGACCCCAGCUUUGAUGUCCAUGGGAAGGACAAACACUGGUUGAUCCGACAGGCGAAAACCCCCAUGACCAACUCCUCUGUUCAGUUCCUGGAUGAUGCCUUCAGGAAACGAUGGAGAACUCUCCUGUCAGUGGACGACCUGGUGGAGAAAAUCGUGAAGAAUCUGGAGGAGAGCGGUGAACUAGAGAACACCUACAUCUUCUUUACAUCCGAUAAUGGCUACCACACAGGUCAGUUCUCUCUGCCGCUGGACAAACGGCAGCUCUAUGAGUUCGACAUCAGAGUUCCUCUCAUGGUCAGAGGACCGAGCAUCAAACCCAACCAGACCAGCCAGAUGCCGGUGGCAAACGUUGACCUCGGUCCGACCAUCCUGGACAUCGCCGGCUACAAUGUCAACAGGACUCAAAUGGACGGCAUGUCCUUCCUGCCAGUAAUGCAAGGGAAGGUGAACGCCAGCAGCUGGAGAACAGACAUCCUGGUGGAGUAUGAGGGAGAAGGAAGGAACGUUUCGGAUCCAGCCUGCCCGUUGUUGGGACCCGGAGUGUCUGAAUGUUUCCCAGACUGUGUGUGCGAGGACUCAUUCAACAACACUUACGCUUGCGUGCGCACUGUUGCCCCCACUGCUAACCUGCAGUACUGCGAGUUCGAUGACAACGAGGUGUUUGUGGAGGUUUACAAUGUGACAGCAGACCCCUACCAGCUAAAAAACAUCGCAAAGACCAUCGAGCAGGAAGUGCUGGAAAAAAUGAACCAUCGGCUGAUGAUGCUGCAGUCCUGCUCCGGGCAGACGUGUCGAACACCCGGGGUUUACCAUCCAAGGUUUGAGUUUAACCCCCGGCAGCUUUUCUCAAGCCACAGCUCCAGACUCUGAGGGGAGUGGAUGAGAAUCAAAGAAGGCCUUUUCCUUUGGACCCUCCUGAGCUGCCGUCUGUUAGAGCUGGAAA
Molecule: messenger RNA, 1830 nt
Organism: Cyprinodon variegatus (sheepshead minnow)
Lineage: Eukaryota; Metazoa; Chordata; Actinopteri; Cyprinodontiformes; Cyprinodontidae
Gene: gnsa
Product: glucosamine (N-acetyl)-6-sulfatase
Exons: 13
Biological process (GO): glycosaminoglycan metabolic process
Molecular function (GO): N-acetylglucosamine-6-sulfatase activity; glycosaminoglycan binding
Source: RefSeq, a predicted model, not a curated record